Molecule: messenger RNA, 1484 nt
Organism: Eruca vesicaria subsp. sativa (arugula)
Lineage: Eukaryota; Viridiplantae; Streptophyta; Magnoliopsida; Brassicales; Brassicaceae
Source: the annotation of a GenBank genome assembly
CACCCAAACCUCCUUUCCUCCAUCUUUGUUUCCCUCUUCUCUUACUUGAACUCAAGAUUAGAAAAAAAAGAACGAAAAAUGCAGACGAAGAAGCUAUUUAUUAUCUCCAUAAUCUCCAUUCUUCUCUAUGCUCCAUUGAUCUUAUCCUCACCAGUACCAGACCCAGAAGCUGUUGUCGAAGAAGUUCACAAGAGCAUUAACGCGUCGGUUGCUGGAAGAAGGAAGCUAGGUUACCUCUCAUGCACCACUGGUAACCCUAUCGACGACUGUUGGAGAUGCGACCCACACUGGGAGACCAACCGUCAACGUCUAGCAGACUGCGCCAUAGGGUUCGGUAAGAACGCUAUCGGCGGCCGAGACGGUCGUAUCUACGUGGUGACAGACUCAGGAAACGAUGACCCAGUGACCCCUAAACCCGGAACGUUAAGACACGCCGUGGUUCAAGACGAGCCGCUAUGGAUCAUUUUCCAACGAGACAUGACCAUUCAGCUGAAAGAAGAGUUGAUCAUGAACUCUUUCAAGACCAUAGACGGUCGUGGCGCGUCGGUACACAUCUCUGGUGGGCCAUGCAUCACGAUCCAGUACGUGACAAACAUCAUCAUACAUGGGAUCCAUAUCCAUGAUUGCAAGCCAGGUGGGAACGCUAUGGUGCGGAGCUCACCACGGCAUUAUGGAUGGAGAACGAUAUCUGACGGUGAUGGUGUCUCUAUCUUUGGAGGGAGUCAUGUUUGGGUUGACCAUUGUUCGUUAUCUAACUGCGAAGACGGGCUUAUUGAUGCUAUAAUGGGCUCCACGGCUAUUACUUUGUCUAACAAUUACAUGACGCAUCAUGAUAAGGUCAUGUUGCUUGGUCAUAGUGACACUUACACUCGUGACAAGAAUAUGCAAAUCACCAUUGCUUUUAAUCAUUUUGGUGAAGGCCUUGUUCAAAGAAUGCCAAGGUGUAGACAUGGGUACUUCCAUGUGGUGAACAAUGACUAUACACAUUGGGAGAUAUUUAGCAAAGAAGUGACUAAGCAUGAGGACGCCCCAGAGAGUGAGUGGAAGAGCUGGAACUGGAGAUCCUCUGGUGAUUUAUUGCUAAACGGUGCGUUUUUUACUCCAUCCGGUGGUGCUGCCUCGUCUAGUUAUGCCAGGGCUUCGAGUCUUGGGGCUAGACCUUCUUCUCUAGUUGGACCAUUGACGGUGGGCUCUGGUGCAUUGAAUUGCCGUAAGGGUUCCCGCUGCUGAUUGUGGCCUUUAGUGGCUCACUUAAGUGUACUUAGCCAAUUCAAAAGCAUUAUAUAGAAAAGGCAAUUAAAGCCAAAGUUAUAACUUUCUUUUGAUUUUUCUUCUUUUUGAGCUAAAGUUAAGGAGGAUAAAACCUCUGGCUUCAGUGCUCAUAGGACCCAUCUAAGGAGUUUCUGUUUUAAGGUAUCUUUUAUUAGGUUAGUAACAAGUGCAGAUGUAUUGAUCCUCUUAUCAAAUAUAAUUUAUAUCUGCUG